AUGGUCGGAAGCGGCGGCGGCGGCGGCGGCGGCGGCUCGGGCGGGGCGCGGCGCAACGCGUGGGGCAGCCAGUCCUACGCCGACUUGAUCAGCCAGGCCAUCGAGAGCAGCCCGGAGCAGCGGCUGACGCUGGCGCAGAUCUACGACUGGAUGGUCCGCAACGUGCCUUACUUCCGUGACAAGGGGGACAGCAACAGCUCCGCCGGGUGGAAGAAUUCCAUCCGGCACAACCUGUCUCUUCAUAACAAGUUCAUGAAAGUGCACAAUGAGGCUACUGGGAAGAGCUCCUGGUGGAUGCUCAAUCCUGAAGGUGGCAAAAGCGGCAAAGCUCCGCGGAGAAGAGCAGCUUCCAUGGACAAUAGCAGCAAACUGGCCAGAGUCCGAGGGAAAGUCCCCCGGAGGAAGCCGGCCAUACCAGCGGCCACAGAGCCUUCCUCUGACAGCCCGGGAUCCCAGUUCCCCAAGUGGCCUGGCAGCCCUUCUUCCAGAAGCAAUGAGGACUCCGAUGUGUGGACCAGUAUCCGGCCUCGAACCAGUUCCAAUGCCAGCACCAUCAGUUUGGGGCCUUCUCCCAUCCUGGCCGAACAGGACGACCUUGCCGACGAGGAGCUCCUUUCCUCUCAUGUCUACUCCAGUGCAACCAACAACGUCCCACCCACUGUGACAGAGGAACUGGAACUCAUCGACAGCCUGAACCUGAUGUCCCCCAACUCAUCCUUGCUGCCAGCACAUCAGCCUUCCUCAGGCAGCCUGCCCCAAAGAAAUCCUGGCUUUCCUCUGCGAGCCCAGAGCUCGGUCGCUCAGGCCUCCUCGUUCGGCAGCUCCCUCUUCAACCCUGUUGAUGUCGCACUGCGCAGCUCUCCCGGCCAUUUCUCCGGUCCUCAGAGACUGGAAGACCUCCUGACAUCCAAUUCGCCACCCCCCAGUGAUGUGAUGAUGACCCAGGUGGAUCCGAUCCUCCCGCAGAGCGGCAGCCGGUCGAACAGCCAGACCUUUUUGCUCCUGGGGGAGCAGUCCUCCAAGAACAAGUUGAGCCCUGCUAACGCACUCAGAAGGCCUGUGGAGCAGCAGCCGGAGGCCGUUGGCGUCUCAGCUUUGCCUUCGGCCUUUUCCAUGGUGGCCUCUCCUCAGAAUUCUGUCGGCCUGUCCGCCUUGAAGGCAUCGAGCCCGGCUCAGUCCGCGCAGGGGGUCCAGCUGGGCAGCCAGCCACCUCUGCCUGCCGCCCCGUUUGCUCCCUUUGGUGGGAAUCAGGACCGGCUUCCCAAUGACUUGGAUGUUGACAUGUACAUGGAGAACCUCGAGUGUGAUGUGGAUUACAUAAUCAACACCGACCUCAUGGAUGGUGAAGGGCUGGACUUCAACUUUGAGUGUGCUCCGAGCACGUCGCAGACCUCCAGCCACACCUGGGUACCCAGUUAACUUCAGGACUGACAAAGUGCCCUUCUGGUUUUGGAGCUUCACACCCCCUGGAGAGUCUGGAAUGCAAGGAGCACCUGGCGCCCGUCUUACUGCUCUGCAGACCGGCUGGGAGUGAGCAGUACAUUGCAAUAGGAAGAGAGGGAUUCUGUUCAGUGCCACAUCUUUUCCUAAGUCUACUGUAAGCCCUGCAAGCCCCACCUAGGCCUUCCUGGAGGAGUCUGGGAAGAGGCUGGACAUGCUCUGCCCAUGGCCAAAGACUCUUCCAGCUGCGCGGAGGCCUUCUCCAAAUGGAUGUGGGCCCCAAUCCAGCCACGAGGAGUCAGGGCUGUUCCAAGGGGUGCACUUCGUGCUGACGCCUGUGGCUGAUUUCUGCGUCAACUCUGCAUUGACCUGGCACCCUCAACCUCGGUCGGAAGAAGGGUGGGAAGAUAACUUGCAAUCACGUGACUGCCCGGGUUGAAAAGCCUUCCUGCGGUGCACUUUUCUGGUGGGAGCAAGUGGGGAGAAAGAAAACCGUCCUGCAGGGGAGGCCGCCGGUCAAGCUUGUUCUUGACUGUGCCAGCCAACAGGGCCCUUUCAAGAGGGGAGGCCUGGCCUGGCCUGGCCUUGGGAAGACCCACCUGAGCAAUCAUUGGUAGCCCUUCCCUGAAACUGCGACUGCACCAGAGCAGGCAAGCGGGUGCUAACAGCUGUUGCUAAGAAGCCAAAGCAGCUUCUCCUUGGGUUCUUUUCUGGGCUGUCUUGGUACAGCAGAGAAAGGAGAACCCAGAUCCAGCCUUAACUAGAGCCCUGAUUGGUUUUUUUCCCUUUUCUAAUCCAGAAGGGCAUUUUCUACAGAACUAUUUUGGAGAGGGGGGUGUCUUUUUUAAGACUAAUCCGUGCUGGAGGGCUCUCUCUGGCAGCCUUCAGACCAUUAUACUCCACACUGAGUGCCUUUCGCUCCCUCAGUGGGACCGGCAGCAGCUGCGGCCUUCUGAGCUGCAUCAAGAAGGGGUGGCCGCUUCUUGGGUGCAUUAACGAGGCGGAGAGGGGCGGGAGGGGAAGGGCACCAAAGCCAGCCUUGUUCCUCGGAACUGGGCAGGUGAGGGAGCUGUACAUUAUCGAUAAUUACCUGUAAAGCUAGCAGAGCAGAUUAACUAGAAGCUUUUGUAAACCUGGGGCAGGUGGGAGGGUGGUGCAGGGGCGGGUGGUCUGUGUUGUGGGGAGAGAAACUGUCUAUAUUUUAACAGAGAAUCCUAUCAAAUUAUUGGCUACACGUGCAGCCCUUUUCUUGCAGCUUUAUGCCUUUUGAUACCAGACGGAACACUAAUGCACAGGAGGUGUGGGACUGACCUGAAGGCAGGAUAAGGGGAAAGGUGCUCCCAGAGGGGCUGUGGAAAGGGGUUAGGUUAGGUGCAGGGGCCUCCGCUGUGCGGAAGGGGCUUCCUGGCAAGCCUGCGCUCUCAUUGGCGGGCCCCGAGCCUCCAGUGGGGCACAGUGGGGUCCUUGAGUCCGAGAACAGCUGGGUUGCAGCUGCCACCUCUGAGCCCUCGACCGUCUUGUGCAGACCCGUGUUGGAGGGUGGGCUGGGGCCAGCCCACCUCCACUCCGCAGCUGCACACGCUGGGGAUCGCUGGGUCUGCCCGGAGCCGACCUGAGGAGAGCAGCGGGGGCGCUGGGGGGGGGGGGCGGGGGCCGCUUGAUUGCCAUGAGGAAAGCGUCUGCGUCGUCAGGGAAAGGUGAUCUGGCAGGUCCUCAUCCAGGCUGGAGCGCUCGGCGUGGCAGGAAUGGCACGCACUGGAGAAUUUGCUUCCAGCACCAGCUCUUGGGAUGUGGCCGCGCAGUUGCAGGCUAUUCUUUCUUCCCGGAGAAUGUGCGGAGUUUCAUUAGCAGAACUGAGGACAAAGACCUGACCCCCCCCCCCCGAAGUAAGGGCAGGCACUGGGUGGGAAGGCAGAUGGCACAAGGCCCUUCCCGAGACAGUGCGUUCCUAGAAACCGUCCUCUGCAGCCUCUCUGCAGCUAAUCAGAGUCUCUGCUGGCUUUGGGGAAGGGCAAAGGUUGUGGGUCCAAAGGCGUUGCGUGCAAGUGAGGAGGGUGGCUCGGGGGAGGCAGGCUUCGCACGGCGAAAGACCCUGCCUGGGCUGUCCGGGUGACCCGUGGCACUGCGCAGUGGCCUGAGCCGGCUGCCGCAGUUGUGUGCCCUGCUCUGCCCUGCGGGGAGCGGGGGCAGUGAGCUGGCACUUCCGCAUUUCUCCCGCCGCAGCACUGCAUGCAUGGCUCUCCCCGGCAGCCAGCACAGCUGAAUCAGCUUUUCGGCUGACUCGUGGCGUAAGAGGAGCCGGCGGAGACGAGUGGGCAUCGCGAUUCCCCGGUCGAAGGCACCCACGGGAUGCUUUCUGAAGGCACGUGCCGGUUCAUCCGCUGCCUGCUCCCCUUGGCCAGGCAGAACGCGGGCUGAGGUCUGGGAUCUUGGGUCAGGCUUGGUUGGCUGUGGGAACCGUUGCGACCCUGAGGGGCGUGUUUGGGCAUCAUCUUGAGCCGUGCAGAGAAGGCAAGGGCCCACUUCUGAGGGAGCGGAAGAUAAAAGGCCUGUGGCUCAGGGUUAGUUAGCUGCCCGCUGUUGGUGUGAGCUGCGUCCCACAUGCAGCUGAACAGUGGGCGAUGGAGCUGUGCGACCCCCUGGGCUGCUUUCACCGAAAGGCCACCUCAGGGAACCGAAGAGGACCUGGCUUUGUUUUCUGUCCCCAUCUCGUUCGGGGUGCGAGGAGGCGGCUGGCGGUGCGGCACGGCCUUGGUUUGCCUGGCCUCGGUCGAAAGGGAAGGCAGCGUGGCGCAGGGGCUGGCUCUGCUGUUCAGAGGGUCCAGGGCAAUGCUUGGGUCUGUGCAGAGCCCUGGGGCAGGCCCGUCGGGCGCCCCCCACCCAGGAAGGGCCCCUCAGUGCAGCAAGCCCCUUGCAGGCCCUGGAGGGGAAGAGGCGUUUCUGGGACUGCCCCUGCCCCUCCCAGGGCAAGGCGGAGCGGAGGAGCUGGCGGCCGACGGGGCGCCGGUUCCAGCAGGCGCAGUCCUGCUUGGUUCGAGAGACAGGCACCCCCUCACUCAGACUGUCGCCGGCUUUGCAUUUUGCCCUUGCAGCAUCAGGCCCUCUGCUCCUUUCGCAGGCUUUCAAGUGCCCCCCACUGCCAGGCAGCCUGUGCGCCAUGCCCGGGGGCGGGGGGGGGGGAUCGUGUGGCAAAUAAAUCCCAUCUCCUGGCUGCGUUGGGACCGUUCUUUCCCAUUCCUGCUGCCCGUCCGGCCACCCGCAAACGUGCGAGAAGCCUUCUGCUGAGAGUGCUUCCUAAUCUGCCGGUGGCGGUGGCAGAAGCCUGGGGAAGGGAGCGGGCUGCUGUGCCGGCUGCGGACAUCACGCCAGUGUGCGUGCAGGUGGCGGCGGCGGCAAGUGUGCCCAGCAGCGGCCCAUUGCGCCGAGUGUGCCUAGCUUGGCACAUGCUGCAGCCCGGGUGUUAGCGUGCGAAGGAGGACCGGCAGGCCUCCGCUGGCAGGGCAGGAAGCAGGGGGCUGACCGGCCCCCGCAGCGCCGCCGUGAGCCUGGCCUCCGCCGCUGCACAGAGGGGGCAGCUGUUAAACCGAGUGUGUGUGCGCUUCCCCUGCCUUGCCGUAGUCCGGUCUGGGUGAGUGAGUGAGUGAGUGAGGGGCUUGUCCCCCUGGACCAGCCACGCCUCUGCGUCCCAACAGUGGCCACGCGAGUGCCCCGGGAACGCCGAACCUGCGGAGAGGGCCGCCCCGGGCUGCCCACUGCUUCCCUGUGGGAGCCGCUGGUGCCUAACGAGUGCCACUGACGAGGAGAUGGAGGGCCCGGUCAGUCAGGCUGGUGGCGGGCCGGCCGGCCGCACGCUUCUGGAGCAGGGAGCGCCCGGCGCGUGCGCUUUGCGGGGGGCUUGGAGGGCAGGGCGACUGGCACCUGCUGCCUUCCUGCUGCCAGGCAGGCGAGCUCAAGGCGGUGCGGCUCUCCAGACUUGGGUGAGAAACAGCAGUGGAGCCGCCAAGCCACGAUCCGGUAGCCCAGCCUGUCGCUAGAGCGGAGCUUGUGCGCGCCAUGGUCUGCCCUCUCCCUGUCCGGAGGAGGAGGAGGGGAUAAGCUGCAAGGAGCGGCCUCUCCCGCCUGGCCCGGCAGCCCGGCCUGCUCUGGAUGGCUCCCCGGCAGGCGGCGUUCCAGCCCAGGGCCGCUCUUCGCGGGCCAGCACAUUCCAUUCCAUUCCCUUCCUCCCGCUGGCGCGCUGGGAGCAGCCCUCGCCUGCCCUUGCCAAGACGGAGACGGGAGGCUGUUCGGAAGCGGGGUGCUGCCCUCCUCCUCUCCCGCCGGCGACCCGACCCGACCCGACCCGGGGUCUGCCGCUGGGCGGAGAGUGGGGCGGGACACACGGGCUUAAGGCUGGCUGGAGGGCGAAGGGCUGCAUCCUGGGUGUCGCGAAAAACAAGGCACGGGACCCGCUCCGUGUUGAUCGAUCCAUCGAUCGCAGGCAAGAGGAGGCCGGCUUGGUCUGUGGGCUGGGGCUCGUGUCGGGCACACCCGCUUCUCGCCUUCGGUAGACGAGGGGCAGGGACGCCGGAGCGGCCCACAUCAGAGUUGCACAGAUUUUGUGACUCUGACCUGCGGAUUCCUCUGUGGAGCAGCUUUCCCUGCAUUUUCCUUGUGGAUGGUUUUUUAACCACCUGGAAUUUUAAACAAAUUUGGUUGUCCAAAAAUUUAACACUGACCGAAACCACGUGUUUUCCUCCCAUUGGCUAAAAAUAUGAAACUCUGCUGUGGGGAUUGCACUUUUUUUGCAAGUUGGCACAAAUGCAGCUUCAGGAAAUGGGGACCCCCCCCACACACAAUUCUGUCCAUGAGCAGAUGGCAGAAUGAAAGGUGCUUGGCAAUCUGCAAAAUGCAGACAAAACGGAUUUAAUAAAAUCUAUACAUCCCCAGAGGAGGGCGGAGAGGCAGAUGGGUUGCUGUGGAACGACUUAAUCCGGGGGGAGGGGCUGCAGCUGGGGGGAGCUCGGGCUUUGCAUGCAGGAGGUUAGGGUGAUCCGCAGGUAAGAGGAUCAUCUCGCAGCAGUCGGGGUGGGGGAGCGCAUCCGCUGAUCCUGGGGAGCAGCUGCCGGGCUUCUCCAGUCUGGUGCUGUCUGGAUGUGUUAGACCGCAGCUCUGCGCAUCCCUAGCCCGCGUGGCCAUUGAGGGGCGUCCCCAGCACAGCUGGAGGGGAGCAGGUUUGGGGAGGGAUGGAGCUGGCUUGUGCACAGAGGGGAUCUUCGCGUCCUCCGGAGGGUGGGCGGCCUGAAGCAGGGCGGGAGCUGCCCUUCCGCCAGAGGAGCACGGGGGGCGAUGCGCUGCCACCUGCUGGCCAACAGCUGCGGUGCAGGAGAGCGGCGGUCUCCCAGCACAAGCCCCGCGGAAGGCUCUCCAGCCAGCCCUGUGGGGCGGGAUGCUGGGACGCAGGUGCGCCGUUAGUUGCUUGGCCCCUUCAGCAGCGCCCGGUGCUGCCAGUCUGCGGCAGUGCAUGCAUUUAAAUUGUUGCUGCCAUUAUACCCCACCUGUUUGAGUAAGAUGGAAUGGCAUAUGUGAGCUUCCUCUCCCGUUGUAUGUUCGCAACACCUCUGUGAAGUAGGUUAGGCCGAGUGUCAGUGAUGGGCCCCAAAUCAGCCAGCAAGCUUCAUGGUCAAGCAGGGACUCGACUUCCCUGUCGUCCAGUCCAGCUUUCUAACCACUAUACCACAUUGCCAUCUCCAUUGUUGUCCCAUGGGCUUGCAUUCACUGUUCAUGGCACAACAGUGCGUUGUUCAUCCAUUUACCAUUGUGGCUGCUUUUGUGCUUUGUUCCUGUGCUGCCCUUGGAGGCGACUGGGUACCUCCUGAUUACACUGGCUACACAGCCAGUUCGUAAAGAAAAGGUACAGAAAAGGUUCUUACGGGUAGCCUGGUAUCCCACCUCCUUUUUCUUAGUGGUUCUGCUAAAAAUGGAACCUAAAUUAUUCCUAGACACCCUAUAGGACUUUUCUUUUCAGCAGGUUCAAGAUUUGCUUCCACCUUAUGCAUUUAUUAUGCAAUUGCCCCCAUUAAGCUGUGUACUUCCUCUCUCCUUCCAGAACAUUUCUCAUACAAGAGCAAUAGUUGAUCUUUUUUAGCAGGGCUGUAAACUGAAUAAAGUUUUUAAAGAGCA
Molecule: messenger RNA, 7599 nt
Organism: Varanus komodoensis (Komodo dragon)
Lineage: Eukaryota; Metazoa; Chordata; Lepidosauria; Squamata; Varanidae
Gene: FOXO4
Product: forkhead box O4
Exons: 4
Coding region: 1-1419 (472 amino acids)
Biological process (GO): regulation of transcription by RNA polymerase II
Cellular component (GO): nucleus
Molecular function (GO): RNA polymerase II cis-regulatory region sequence-specific DNA binding; DNA-binding transcription factor activity, RNA polymerase II-specific
Source: RefSeq, a predicted model, not a curated record